Molecule: messenger RNA, 1517 nt
Organism: Cucumis melo (muskmelon)
Lineage: Eukaryota; Viridiplantae; Streptophyta; Magnoliopsida; Cucurbitales; Cucurbitaceae
Exons: 9
Coding region: 637-1221 (194 amino acids)
Biological process (GO): endoplasmic reticulum to Golgi vesicle-mediated transport
Cellular component (GO): TRAPPII protein complex; TRAPPIII protein complex; TRAPPI protein complex
Source: RefSeq, a predicted model, not a curated record
UUGUACUAAAAAAAAUCAAAUAAGGUUUGGGUCAAAAUCAACUAAGGGAAAGAAAAUAAAAGAAAAAGGAAAAAGAGGAAGAGGUUCACUUCACGUUCAGCUGCCCCCACGGUUUCAACUGCCAUCUUAUCCGGCGACGGCGAACGUCUACGUGCGGCGGCCUGACAUUAGAUCUGUGGGUUGAAUCCACCUGCUGUAAUCGACGAACGACGAACAGUACGCCGGCAACGCCGCUCCUCAGUCGGCCCCCGUUAUUUUUCUGUUUCGAGCUACAGCAGUGAACUCUGGCGGACGUUUCGAUCCUAGCGAUUCAUAGUUUAGAGAUACUCAUAUAUCGUAAGCUUCAGCAACGCUUUCUCAACUGAUCGGUGGCCUUCAAACGACACUCCAGCACUGUGCCGCUCGCGCUCGACCUCUCCCAGCGAACCCGCGGCUUCCAUCGGCGGAGACUCCUUCCGGUAGUGGUAAUCCCCAACGCCCACGGCUCGAUCGACUCUGGAUCUGAUUACCCCACUUCAUUUUGGCGGCAAAUCUGUGAGUUGGAAGGAUUUUGGACACUGUUCAGCAAGAUUAAAAGGCUUUUGAACGAGUUUCGUAGGGACUUCCAAGGGCCCUGUUCUUAAGAAUUAGGGAAUCAUGAUUGGAGUUGGGAAGAUCAAGCAAUAUUCUAAUGUCCUCGAAAGACCUCUCAGCAAGGGAAAACAGGAGGUGAGCUUGAGUGCUUUUGCAUUCUUGUUCUCCGAACUUGUGCAAUACAAUCAGACUCAAGUUGACAAUAUUGCUGAGUUAGAACGAAGGUUGGAAGAUGCGGGCUAUGCAGUUGGUGCUCGAGUAUUGGAACUUUUUUGUCACCGAGAGAAGGGAAAUAGACGGGAGACACGAUUAUUAGGCAUUCUCUCAUUUGUACACAGCACAAUUUGGAAGGUUUUGUUUGGAAAGGUUGCUGACUCACUUGAGAAAGGCACUGAACAUGAAGAUGAGUACAUGAUCAGUGAAAAGGAGCUGCUUGUGAAUAGAUUUAUUUCAAUUCCAAAAGACAUGGGUGCGUUUAACUGCGGAGCUUUUGUUGCUGGCAUAGUCAGAGGUGUGCUGGACAAUGCUGGAUUUCCCGCUGUUGUAACGGCACAUUUUGUUCCGGUGGAGGGCCAACAGCGACCACGGACGACUAUUUUGAUUAAAUUUGCAGAAGAGGUAUUAGCAAGAGAAGCAAGAUUAGGUUGAUAUAUGGUUUGAAGUAAGAAGCUUGGGUAUUGUUCUUAUGCUUUUAGCAUUUUGAUAUUGGAGAAUGGUGAAUUUCUUUUUGGCCAUUGAACAAAUAGAUAAUUUCACCUCAUAUAUCUCUGUUGUGGAGCUGUAAGGAAAUUUGUGCUCUUCGAUUAAUCUGUAUAAUUGAUGGCACCAAUUACUUUGUUGCGAGAAAAAUGAGCUGUGAAACUAUAAGAUUUUGAAGUUGUAUAUGGGCUUCAAAUGGUUUAUUCAGCAUAAAUGUGAACCGAACCAAAUUCAAAACCUCCCAA